Molecule: messenger RNA, 1297 nt
Organism: Ceratina calcarata
Lineage: Eukaryota; Metazoa; Arthropoda; Insecta; Hymenoptera; Apidae
Product: general transcription factor IIF subunit 1-like
Exons: 5
Coding region: 1-1158 (385 amino acids)
Biological process (GO): positive regulation of transcription elongation by RNA polymerase II; transcription initiation at RNA polymerase II promoter
Cellular component (GO): transcription factor TFIIF complex; nucleus
Molecular function (GO): RNA polymerase II general transcription initiation factor activity; TFIIF-class transcription factor complex binding; DNA binding
Source: RefSeq, a predicted model, not a curated record
AUGUGUUAUCAAAANAUCCAGAGAUAUAAAGCACUGAGUGCAGAAGAAGCCGAACAGGAGUUUAGCCGUAGGAAUAAAGUAAUGAAUUAUUUUUCACUGAUGUUGCGUAAGAGGCUUAGAAAUGAUGAAGAAGGUGCAGAUGACGAGGAGUUAAUAGAUGGUGGAAAAGGAAAGAAACCUACUAAAAAGGAGAAAGAUUUAAAAAUAUCCGAAAUGGAUGAAUGGAUGGACACCGACGAUGAUGACUCGGGUAGUGACGAGGAAGAAGCUAAAAAGAGUUCUGAGGAAGAGGAUAGUAAGAAAAAGAAGAAAGGCAAAGUUGAGGUUGCGAAAAAGAAGAAGAAGAAGAAGAACGCUUCAGAUGAUGAAGCAUUUGAAGAAAGCGAUGAUGGAGAUGAAGAGGGAAGAGAAUGUGAUUAUAUUUCUGAUUCUUCUGACUCUGAAUCAGAACUAGAACAACAAAAGGAAAUUAAGUCAGUUGCAGAAGAGGAUGCUCUAAGAAAACUGCUUGCUUCUGAUGAAGAAGACGAAGAUGAAGAAGAGGCAGAUAAAAAGGAUGGUGAUGAGGAUAAAGAAGAAGAUGAUGAACAUAAAGAUAAGGAUGACAAAGAUAAAGACAAGACCAAUAAAGAUGCAGAUAAAAAGAAAGAUAAGAAAAAGAAGAAAAAACAAUCUAAGAAGAAAGAUUCCAAGAAGCUUGCACCGGGAAAAGAAUCUUCUAGCGAUUUUUCUAGUGAUUCUGAUUCAGAAUCCGAUACAGUAAAAGAGAAAGAUAACAAAAAAUCUAAUAGUGCGCAUAGCUCAAGAUCUGCAACGCCUACAGCUGGGAUAUCAGAUUCUUUAAAGAGGAAGCAAGCGGGGUCGCCAGAUAUAUCGCAAGCAAAGAAAUUGAAAUUGGACAACUUUAAUUUAGUGCCAGUAACUUCUUAUAUUCCAGGAGCCAGUGAAUCUGGUAUAACGGAAGAUGCAGUCAGACGUUAUCUUAUGCGUAAACCGAUGACAACAACGGAAUUAUUGCAAAAGUUUAAGUCAAAGAAAACCGGUCUUACUUCUGAACAGUUAGUAAAUGUAAUGACACAGAUACUGAAAAAAAUCAAUCCCACCAAACAAACAAUAAAAAAUAAAAUGUAUCUAUCUAUUAAAACCCAAUCUAAUUGAUAUUUGCUAAUUUGUUUUUAUAGCAUAGCAUAAUUACUUUAACACUAUGUAACAUGUACAUGUAAUGCGUGAAAAAAUACUUUGUACAGUGACAAACAGAAAAAUAAAUAAAUAAAUUAAUUAAAAUUUAUUUUCAUUA